UAAAUAUAUAUCAUUUAUAUAUAUAUAUGAAAAUAUAUAUAUAUAAAUAUUCCAUAUUAUAUAUGAAAAUUUCGUAUAAAAUUUCAUAAGUAGUUAUUUAGUGAUUGGUAGACAGCGUUGCAAAGACACGCUAUUCGCGUUGUAUUGUAUAAAAAUAAUUUGUGAAACGAUAUUUUGUAGAUGAUGUUAUAUUUUAUACUAAUCCGAAAAAUACCAACAGUGAUUUAAUAUAAUUUUAAAUUGACUUUUAUUAAUUCAUCGGUAAUUAGGAGGCGUGGCAUUUUAUGUAGCUCCGUAUGCUUUGUACUCACGUUUGGACACGUGCACUUAUGAUAUGUAUGCCAUGUCAUAUGUAUAUACGCGCGUGUAGAAGCAUGUUUCGAACCUAACAAAGAAACUUAUAAUAUAGUUAAAUGUGAUGAUAAUAUAAUAUCAAAAACAUUAGAAAUUAAAUUUCUAUUAAAUCACUAUAUUGCAUUACUACGGACAAAGUAUAAUUUCAUAAUUAUAUGAAGUAUCAUAAUUAUUCUAUUAUUUUCAAUUACGAAUUGGUGUGUGAGCUGCAAGAUAAGUUUUUAGUAUUAUUAAAUAUUGUGACAUGGAAACUGGAUAUUUAAAUUUUCACGAUGAAGAACAAUUUCCUGAUUUUUCAUUAUCUUUGGAACAGAAUUUAAUGGAAAAACCUCAAGAUUUAUUAAUGCAUAUGGUUGAAAAUGAUUUUGAUUAUAUGGAAACACAUCUUGAUAUCACAAAUUCUGAUAGAUUAUGGAAUAAGGAACACGAACAUAAUGAGGAUACAGAUGAAAUGUCAAUUUCAGAAAUUUCUAAUAUUUCUAAAAUUGAUAGUAUUAAAGAAGAUUUUGCAAAAGUUCUUACGGAUUGGCAUGAGCAUAUCGGUUAUUUACAGACUUCAGACAUUGAUGAAUAUAUGGAUAUUAUAGGAUUAAGUAUGAAUGGAACAGAUAAAAGAAAUUUUUGUACUUCAGAAAGUAUACUUCAAGAUGAACAAGCAAUACAUAGCUUAGAAUCUAAUUUUCUUAUAAUGAAACAAGAAGAUUUAGAAAAAGAAUCUCUUCAUGUUAAUCAGAGUACAUCCGGUUUGAAAAGCACCGAUAAAGAGUACAUAACAGAAAAUAAUUCAUAUCAUAAAAUUGGUGACUUUAUGAAAAAUGAUAAUAAGAAAUUAGAAACAGAAGGUAAAUCAUUGUUAAUAGAAUCUGAACAUUUAAAAAAGCAAAAAAAGAACAUACAUAAAUAUGAUAGCAUAGGAAUCAAUACAAGUACAAAUGUACUAGCAAAGCAAAAAAAGAAAAAAAGAGAAAAAUGCUUACAACGCAAAAAAGAUACACGAAACGAUAAUAAUAAAUCUGAUCAAGAUAAUAAAUCUGAUAAUCAAUUACCAGUUUUGGAAGCAGGAGAUGUUAAAAGUUUAUUAGAACAAUUUGAAGCUUCCGAAAGUACUUUAGUAUCAAAUUAUUCAUCUGUCAGAAUAAAUAGGGAAUAUGAGUUGGAUACAUCUAUAAAAUCUAAUGAAAUUCAACAAUGCAUAAAGCAAUCUCAAAUUUCAAAUCUACAUAAAAAUAUCAGAGAUGCUUUACCAAAAGAAGUUGUUGAAAAUAUAAAGACAUCUGCACGCAAAAAGGUGAUUUCAGUAAUACCUGCAAUGCCUAAUAUUCAAAAUACUAGUCGCAACAAUGGAACACGUAUGCAGGAUGCUGCUGCAUCAUUGUUUCGAAAUAAGCUUUUAAAAAUAGUGACAAAUAAUACACAAAAUACACAAAAUAAGACCAUCGAUGGUGGACUAGUUCAACUGGAUCAUGAUUAUUGUAGUACUAAUUCUUCAACUAGUAAUUUAGAUAGCAACACAUAUGAAAAACAAUCGUUUUCAUCGCAUAGAAAUAUUAUAAAAAAUAAAGAAUAUUCGACUGAAAGUAAUUCAAAGAAGGAUAGUGGUUUAGAAUCAGGCGAAGCAAGCGAUAACAGUGAAGAACAAACAGGAAUUACAACAGUUAAUGAUAUUCAAGUUAACAAAUCUAUGAAAGAAUCACAAAAUGAAACAAAUUGUCGAAAAGGAACAUUAGCAAAUGAAGAAAAUUCUCAUAAAAUUAAUAUUUCAAAUAAUAUUUCAAAUUGCGUUAUUUCUCAUAGACAAAAUAUAUCUACAAAUAAUUCAAUAUCUCAAAUGAAAAUGCAUUCAGCUUUAACAACAAAUAUUUUGCAAAUACAAGAUGUUGUAAAUAAAACAAAAUCUAUAAAAACAGGAAAUCAGAGAAUAAAACAAAUGGUUUCUGUAUUAAAAAAACCUAAUAUACAAGCACCUAUUGUUAAAGUUAUUCCUAAUGAAAGUAUAGUAACUACUACUAAUAGCUUACACGAUAAAGUUCAGAAUAUUAUUGUUCAAAACAAUGAAAAAACAUGUACAGAAAAAGAAGAAAAAAGACCUCCUCGUAAAAAAUUAAAUUUAGCAGAAUACAGAAGUAGAAGAGAACAAAAUCGUAGUGACAAUAGUAGAACAAAUUCACCAGUACAACCUAUGAAACUAAUAUAUGUUCAUCACGCUUCCACUACAACUGAACCAAUUAAAGAUGACCCUCAAAAUUUAAUCUGGUCAGAAAGAGAAAUUGUGUCAGUUUUGAAACCAAAACAAGAUAUAGAUGAGAAAAAAGUUUGUCCAAAACCUUCCACUUGUGAAAUAGGAAUUCAAACUUAUGAAACAGUAUUUGAAUUUCCUCCGAAAUCUUUAAUCGAUGUUGAUGAGAGACAUAAGCAACAAAGGAACAAUAACGUACAAGAUAAAAGUCAACGAUCUCAUAAAAAACAUGGAAUUAGUUCUAAUUUGAGUCGAUCUAGAUCAAGAAGUAAUAGUAAAAGCAGAAGCAGGAGCAGAAGUAGUACUAAUCGAAGUAGAUCUCGUAAACGCAAUAAUACAGGUCAUCGAAAAAUAAGUCGACGUAGCUCCGUUAGCUCAAAUAGUACUUGGUCAUCACGAUCACGAUCUCGAUCUCGAUCUCGAUCUCGAUCUCGAUCUCGAUCUCGAUCACGAUCACGAUCACGAUCACAAUCACGAUCGCAAUCGCGGUCACGUUCGCGAUCACAUUCACGUUUACGUUCGCGUUCGCGUUCGCGUUCGCGUUCGCGUUCGCGUUCACGCUCGCGUUCACGUUUACGUUCACGUUCACGCUCGCGUUUACGUUUACGUUCACGUUCACGUUCACGUUCACGUUUACGUUUACGUUUACGUCCUCGUUCACGUUCGGAUACAAGAUCUACUUUCAGUUCAGGAUCAAGAUAUUCACGAUCACGUUCUAGAUCAAGAUCUCAAUCAUCUUCUCGAUAUUCUAGUUGUUCUAGGUCUUCAUCUCGUUCAAAUUUCGGAAGGAAUAAAUGGUCAAGAAGGAGAAGAAGACAAGAAAGAAGAUAUCAUACUAGUUAUGAUAGACAUAGGCAAUAUUCUAUGGGCAAUUAUCAUAAUUAUAGGGAUUGGAGAAGAUCACCUCCAACUUCGUAUCGGCGAUCCUAUCCUGAAAAUUGGUAUGAUCGAGAGAAACAAAAACAAGUAGAAGAGCGAAGAGUGAUUUACGUUGGACGCUUGGAUGAAGGAAUCACUAAAGCUGAUUUACGUAGAAGAUUCGAAACUUUUGGUCCUGUAGUAGAUAUUAGUGUACAUUUUCGUGAGCAUGGCGAUAACUAUGGUUUCGUAACUUUUGCUUAUAAAAACGAUGCCUACGAGGCUGUAGAGCACGGUAAUGACGAUCCAAGUUUACCAAGAUACGAUUUAUGUUUCGGAGGUCGACGUGCUUUUUGCAAAGUGAAAUAUGCCGAUCUUGAUGGUAUGGCGAGCAGUUCACUUAAUAAUGGUCACAUGUUACAAGAUAAUGAAGAUAACACAUUUGAUCUUCUAUUAAAAGAAGCAAAAGCAAAAUUACGUAAAAGAAAGGUUUGACAUAUGUACUAUUUGCUAGUUUUAAAUGUAAUUUAAAAAAUUAGCAAAGAUGUCAUCAAUAAUAUUUGGAACAAAAAUAAGUGGAGAGAUCUAUACUAGUAUUUUCCACUAACAGAAAUAUAGUAAAAGUUACAGAAUAAUUGUUAUAGAGUAUAAAUAAGUGUUGCAAUAUCGCACUUGUAAUAAAAAAUAAUAAUUAACAGCUGUAUUUUUUGAAUUAAUUGAAAAUAUCAAUAAUUUAAAUAUGUAUAGGAUUUUGAUAUUUUCAAUAAUAAUGAAAGUAUUAGAUCUUUUCUAUGUAAAAGUCUGCUUAGUUAAAAAUAUGUAUAUGACUCUAUAUAAUAGAUUUUAUUUUACUCGUGAUUUUUAUAAAUAAUUUAUUGAACGUAAUACAAUUAAUUACACACGCUCUCCUGGGUGGACGCAUUUAAAGUAGACAAAAAUAAUUGUAAUUUAAAUAUUUUAACUUGAAAAAUGCAUUGAAAUCAUCAUCAUAAUAGAUAUUUGUUCACAAUUAUUUGUUACGUAAAGAAACGUAACAUUUUCAUUGUCUUCAAAAAUAUCAUGUACCGAUCGAAAUGAAAUAUAUCAUGGAUUAAAAGCUCUCAAAAACUUAUAUGUUUAUAUAGAAAUACAUAAAUACAUAAACAAAAAAUAAUUGAAUCGGAUGUA
Molecule: messenger RNA, 4615 nt
Organism: Apis laboriosa (Himalayan honeybee)
Lineage: Eukaryota; Metazoa; Arthropoda; Insecta; Hymenoptera; Apidae
Product: NK-tumor recognition protein-like
Exons: 15
Coding region: 599-3943 (1114 amino acids)
Biological process (GO): positive regulation of transcription by RNA polymerase II
Cellular component (GO): nucleus
Molecular function (GO): RNA binding; transcription factor binding
Source: RefSeq, a predicted model, not a curated record